Trichobilharzia szidati is the source of this 2439-nucleotide messenger RNA. The record is from the annotation of a GenBank genome assembly. Lineage: Eukaryota; Metazoa; Platyhelminthes; Trematoda; Strigeidida; Schistosomatidae.
AUGUCCAACGAUGGGAAUGCCCUUCAUCUGAGGACAGCAUUAACCAGAAGUCCUCCAGCAUUAACUACAGGAAGACCAUGUCUUGCUGGUACUCAAACACUGAAGCAUCAACAAGCUGAAGAGAAGCGAAUCAAUCUGAAUUUGACCAAUGAACGCUUCUUUAGUUUGAAUGCUCGCGAGUGUACUCAAGAAUCGAGUGGAAACGGCUCCGUGUUGUCUGACCAGGGUAAUUCAAGUUAUUUUGAGAAUGGAAACAAGUAUGAGGCUAAUUUACUUUGGGCUGGACAAGGUCAUGUAAAACUGGAGGGAGAUACCAGUGACAUGAGUAUAGAGAAGAGUGAUGAAUUUAUAAAUGGUUCAGGUAAUAGCAGUAACAGUAACAAUAAUAAUCUGGAGGAUCCAGUUGUCAAAUCAGAGUAUCGACCUCUUGGAGCUCGAGCAAAGGACUUUAGUGUAGCUGUAACAGCUUCACCUUCGAGCUCAGGAAGGUCAACACUUCAUUACGCUUCUGAUGACGACUUUGAUUACGAUUCAAUGGUUGAGCAGACACAUAAGAUUGCCAGUGAGGAUUUUCAGACACUAGACGAUAAUCUAACAUUUAUAGCACAGUAUGUGAAAGAGUUGACAGGUUGUGGUGAGUCAAUAAAAUCGAUAUCGACAACAGAUAAUCGUGUUAAAAAUGCACCGUCAACCCAUAAAUUUACAACAGCAAACAAGCCACAAUAUCAACAACAACAACAACAGCAACAGCCACCAUCUCAGUCGAUACGCACAUCACUACCACAUCCUGUUCAUAACCAAGACGACUGUCAGCCUCAAAAACUACAGCAGCUACAACAAUUGUAUCAAAGUGCAGUUUGGUUAUUGUCAACGAGGAACAAUACUGAGAUUGGAAAAGAUCUCACUAAUUCGCUAACCCAAGACUUCCUUCUCAGCUUUUCGACAAAUUCCAAUAUCAAUGAGGAUCUAUUGAACAGUUUCUUGACGACUGCUGAUUCAAUUAAUGAAAGAGGUAAUCGAAGAUCUUUAACUGAAUCUGAUCAGUGCGAUACACCAUCUCCUUUCACAACAUUUCAGUCACCAAAUCAGAAUCGUCAAGUUACCGAAAAUGACUUGACAUCACAUGAGGAAAGUCUGCACCGAAAUAUUCUCCACAAUACAUCACAUGUAUCAACGCAAAAGAACUUCCAGGAUAUGCAUUCAGUUGGUAUGCAUCGUAUCAGCAGUAGUAAUGAGAAUUCAGUAGGUGCUUUACUCAACGGAAGGAUCAGUGCACUACAAAAUCCUCCAUCAUCAGCUGACUACAAUCAUUUGGUUAAUCCACCCACACAGCUGAUUGCUAAUCACAUAACGACGAAUUUGUUCUCCAAAACAACUUCGAAUUAUACUCCAUUUCUAGUGAACUUAUUGAACAUGUCUCAAUCACUAAUGAACACUUCAGGAGGUCAAAUGAAUACUACAGUACUACAAGAACAGACUGAUAUAAUCCUCAAUCUUUUGGUAAAUCAGAGGGCCAGCAUUCAGUCGAAUUCUUUAUGUAACAAUAACAGUAAUAAUAAUAAUAAUGCUGUUAAUAAUCUUCCACAAAUGUCUCACGGAUAUUCUGCAGUAGGGCACCUAACAAGUUUGGCCAGUUCAUCCCUAUCUGGUUAUCAAGGGAAUAUUUCUUCUUUCUCUUCAUCUUGCCAAAACGAUCAGCACACAAUGUUAAACAGAAGUCUUACUGAAAAACUGUCUCAGAGGAUCAUUCCUUAUCAACAACGUCUGAAUUCAUUCACAAAUGAUGUAGACAAAGUUGCUAAUGUUUACAGGAAUUCAGCAGGCUACUGUUAUCUAAUAUUCGAAGAGGAGACUUCUGUUUCUAAACUGCUGGCAAACUGUUUCGAAAAUCCUGACAAAGGUGGAAAUUAUUACAAAAUGUCAAGUCCUAAGUUCGUAUCCAAAGAUGUGCAGGUAAUCCCAUGGGUUUUAAGUGAUGAUCGCUUCUCAAAUUCAACUCCUAAGCCAGAGGAUAUGAAACGUUCUGUAUUUGUUGGAGCUCUGCAUGCAUUGAUUACUGCAGAAGCACUCGUGAAAAUUAUGGAUGAUAUAUUUGGAAAUGUUGUUUACGCGACUUUGGAUACAGAUCGGUACAAAUAUCCUACUGGUUCUGCUAGAGUGGUUUUCUCGAGUAAUAAAAGUUAUACAAAGGCUAUUAUUGCUAAUUUUGUCAAUAUUCGAACGUCGAAGUUCAUUAAAACAAUUCAAAUAGAUCCCUAUCUAGAGAAUACGGUUUGUAGCAGUUGUACCACAUUUCCCGGUAUAUAUUUUUGCAGAGCAUUAGAAUGUUUCAAAUAUUUUUGUCCAGCUUGUUGGUAUGUACGGCAUAAAUCAUUUGAUAAUUCCUACAUGCAUAUACCAUUACGACGUGGAUUCAGGACGAAUGUUGAUCAGCAAUAA